CACUCGAUAUGCAUACACUAACUUUAUGGCUCUCAGCCUCCACUACUACUUCAUUCUCUUCUUCCUCCUCACAAUCUCCAAAUCAAAUUCAAACCCUUCACUUCAAAACGACUCAAAUGCUGAUGGUUUCAAGAAAUGGGUCUCAUGGAACGUUCAAACCUACAAGAGAAGUAGCUCAUUCGAGGCAAACUUGGGCUCAAACCGGCUCGCCGACGGGCCCGGCCCACUGGAUCCUAAGCUCGCGAAGGCUGAGGCCGCAAAGGUGAAGUACAUUGUGAGCCAAGAUGGUGGUGGAGAUUAUAAGAGCAUAAGGGAAGCUGUAGAGAGUAUUCCCUUAAAGAAUACUAGGAGAGUCAUCUUGGAUAUCAAGCCUGGGAUUUAUAGGGAGAAAAUAGUGAUUCCAAAAUCAAUGUCCUUCAUCACUUUCUUGGGCCGUUCCGAUAGCCCAGCAGUUAUAACAGGUAACGACACUGCAGCAACAAUUGGACCCGAUGGAAAGCCCAUGAAUACCUUCCACAGCCCAACUGUGGCCAUCAAUUCCAACUAUUUUGUUGCCGCCAACAUCAGAUUUGAGAACACAGCUCCAUACCCUGACGUCGGGCAGGCCGGAGGGCAGGCGGUGGCGCUGCGGAUCUCCGGCGACAAGGCGGCCUUCUACAACUGCAGCUUCUAUGGGACCCAGGACACUCUCUAUGACCACAAGGGACUCCACUACUUCAAAAACUGUUUCAUCCAAGGAUCUGUGGACUUUAUUUUUGGAUAUGGGAGGUCUCUUUAUGAAAACUGCUAUCUGAACUCCAUAGCGAAGAGGGUAGCAUCACUCACGGCACAGAAGAGAACGAUAGCAACGAUGGAGAGUGGAUUCUCCUUCACAAAGAGCACCGUUAAUGGAAGUGGCUUAGUCUAUUUGGGGAGAGCAUGGGGAGAUCACUCGAGGGUAGUGUUCUCCUACACUUUCAUGGAGAAGGUUGUCAUCUCCGGAGGAUGGAGCAAUUGGCAUAUCCAACUGCCUGAGGAGAGUGGCGUGUAUUAUGGUGAGUAUCAAUGUAGUGGGCCGGGUGCAAAUUGGACGGGAAGGGUCCAUUGGGCUCAUCUUCUGACCGAUGAGGAAGCCCAACCUUUCCUCGGAACGUAUUAUGUUGGAGGAGAAACAUGGCUCUUGGGCCCACCAGUGGCUCCUUAGAUUAUUAUUAUUAUUAUUAUUAUUAUCAGAGCUCCUUAUUUGUUACAGUUGCAUUUAACUGCUAAGUUGUGCUAAUGUCACAGAGACAUGUUUUGAGUUGUUGGAAUCAAAAGGAGACCGUAAAUUGGAGGCUUAAUAUAAAAAAGGUGUGUUCUUAA
Molecule: messenger RNA, 1341 nt
Organism: Asparagus officinalis (garden asparagus)
Lineage: Eukaryota; Viridiplantae; Streptophyta; Magnoliopsida; Asparagales; Asparagaceae
Product: probable pectinesterase 53
Exons: 5
Coding region: 26-1183 (385 amino acids)
Biological process (GO): cell wall modification
Molecular function (GO): pectinesterase activity
Source: RefSeq, a predicted model, not a curated record